This is a messenger RNA of Paramuricea clavata, 770 nucleotides long. The record is from the annotation of a GenBank genome assembly. NCBI's taxonomy places the organism in Eukaryota, Metazoa, Cnidaria, Anthozoa, Malacalcyonacea, Plexauridae.
AUGGAUAACAGCCAGGAUAACUACCAGAAUAACACUGAAGGUAACUAUUCCUUACCUAAGUAUUUUCUGUUUAAUUAAAACAGCUGCAGUGAAAUUCCAACUGUGAAAACAAAUUGGUUAAAAUAGGCCAUGUUUUUGGUUCUCUCAGAUCGUCUUUUGGUUCUCUCAGAAGCAACAACCCCUUCAUGGGUUGUUUUAACGAAUGUCUUCUUUCCUUACAAUAUACCCUUCUAUUUUUGCACUUUUACAGAACCUCCACCAGCUGAUGAGAUUACACAGAGUUACAUACACAAUGUCUUGCCAGUUAAAAAAAGCCUUAAACAACAAAAAAUGGUACUUCAACUUUGUAGUUCAAUAUAAGGAUAAACCAUGCAAGAAGGGCUGUAUGCUUUUUGCCAGAAAGGAGGUCAGAGGUACACACAAUUGCACAAACGAAAAGUCCUGUCAAGAUUGAAAACAUAAAGUGCCAAAGCUACAAGCAAGAUGACGACCUAACCCUGAAAAAAAUUUCAAAAAUAACUGCACUUGAGAAAAUCGACCUCUCACAAGUUGUUGAUGCCAUCAUUGUCUUCCCUUUCAAAACUAGCGAAAGAGCAACUUAUCGCAGUGAAAGCAGAAGUAUUCCAAAUAAGUUGGGUCAAGCAUAUCAAUUCAGAUGUAAAGGGGGUAUUUUGCACAAACAGGAAUUUGUCAUUAGAGAUCCAACAUCGUCAGCCAAACUCACGCUAUGGGAAAAGUAUCUGGGCUGUUUGGAGAUUAACCAAACCUAG